Haliotis rufescens (red abalone) is the source of this 2313-nucleotide messenger RNA. Its product is annotated as sodium- and chloride-dependent glycine transporter 2-like. The transcript is spliced from 15 exons. Gene Ontology annotation, biological process: sodium ion transmembrane transport. Gene Ontology annotation, cellular component: membrane. Lineage: Eukaryota; Metazoa; Mollusca; Gastropoda; Lepetellida; Haliotidae. Bases 136 to 2016 code for a protein of 626 amino acids. The record is from RefSeq and is a predicted model, not a curated record.
UAUAAGCAGUAAACAAGCUGUGUAAUGGAUACAUAUAUAUAUAUGUAUAUAGUGUAUACCCACCUAGAAACAGGCCUAUGCUGAUAUUUGCUAGCCGGGAGACACAGGAGCAAGGAUUCACAGUUUGUCUCAGAAAUGGAGUCCGAUAAAGACCAUCAUGAGAGCGAUCAAGACUCAGAAGAACUGAUGGAAUCAAACAAAAACAACGAUAAAGAGAGAGGAGAGAAAGAACACUGGGCUUCGCAAAUAGAGUACCUUCUCUCCAUGAUCGGUUUCUGUGUUGCCCUUGGUAACGUGUGGCGAUUCCCCUAUAUCUGCAACAGGAACGGAGGAGGGGCGUUCUUGAUUCCCUUCGUCGUGUGUCUAGUGUUGUGUGGUCUGCCUCUGUACUUCCUUGAGGUGGCUCUGGGACAGUUUUCAGGAAGUAGUGCAACACAUGUAUGGAGUCUCUGCCCUCUGGUGAAAGGGCUUGGUGGUGGGAUGCUGAUCUUCUGUUCCGGGUUUUUGAUUUACUCCACAGUCAUCUGUGCAUGGUCUUUGUACUAUGCAUUCUACUCCCUGAGGACUGUCCUACCAUGGACGUCCUGUACCAACCCGUGGAACACCGACGCAUGUGUGACAAGUGUGAAACACCUGAACCAAGUAUUCAGUGGAGUUGCAAACACAUCCAGCCAGUUCAGUCAAUCGGACAACAAUACCAUCUCCAACACAUCCUUUGUCAUUGAAGGUUGGAAAAACGGAUCUGUUACUGCAGCAGAAGAAUUUUGGCAAUACAAAGCGCUUGCCAUAACGAGGGGUCUGGAGUAUCUCGGCCCAAUCAAAAUGGAGUUAGCACUUUGUCUACUUGCGUCGUGGGUUGUCGUCUUUCUAUGCAUUGUCAAAGGUGUUCGGUCUGUUGGAAAGGCUGUCUAUGUGACAGCUACAUUGCCCUACGUCAUCCUGAUUGUUCUGUUGGUACGUGGCCUGACUCUCCCUGGAGGAACAGAUGGAGCUCUCUUUUACAUCACUCCAAACUUCAGUAAACUUCUGGACAUACAGGUGUGGCUUGAGGCGUGUCUCCAGGUGUUCUACUCCCUGGGUCCGGCCUGGGGUUGUAUCAUAACCAUGUCGAGUUACAACAAAUUCAAUACAAACUGUCUCAGGAAUGCUGUACUUUGCACAUUUGUGUGUGAAGGAACCAGCAUGUUUGCUGGUCUUGUAAUCUUCUCAAUUCUUGGAUUCAUGGCACAUGAAGCUGAUGUACCGAUAAUGGAUGUCGUUUCAUCAGGACCUGGAUUGGGCUUUGUGAUCUACCCAGAAGUCCUUGCACAACUCCCGCUUCCUCAGCUGUGGAGUUUCAUCUUCUUUAUCAUGCUCAUCAUGCUGGCACUGGAUUCCAUUUUCUCUGCAGCUGAAACUGUGAUAACCGCUAUCGUAGAUGAGUUCCGUUUCUUGUUGAAGUGGAGAAUGUUGGUGACAGCCGUCUAUUGUUCAGUGUCCUUCCUAGCUGGCCUUGUUUUGACGACUGAGGGAGGUGUAUACGUUUUUCAGUUAUUAGACUGGUACCUCUUCUCUAUUUUCCUCAUAUUCUGUGGUUUUAUGGAGUGUGUAGUAGUUUCCUGGAUCUAUGGUGUGGAUCGCUUCAGCGAUGACAUUCAGAUGAUGAUUGGCAGACCAGCGCCUCUGUUCUUCAAGAUCACGUGGUGUUAUGUUACACCAGCCAUGCUCCUGACAACCCUAAUUGUCACCUUGACUCAGUACAAACCUCCAACAUAUGGGAAGUAUGUCUUCCCGGACUACGCUUCAGCCAUUGGUUGGUGUAUAGCAGCCAUACCAAUGAUGCCAGUCUGCUUGAUGAUGGUUGUCGCUAUUGCCCAGGGAAAGGGGGACAUUCGGCAGAGGAUAAAGACGUCCUUAGAACCAGAUGCAGCAUGGGGACCCAGUAAUGCCCAUUAUCGCACGUGUUACUUAAAGAAACGAAAACGACCCAAGUCACUGAAACGCGUCUUUAUUUCUUCAGUGUCAUGUCGAUCGUAGACGGAUAGAGUAUUGAGAAGAUACUGUUCUUAAGAUUACGAAUUAGAAGGUGAAUUUUACAUGAACAAAUGUUCAAAAUCGUAAACUCAAACGUAAGGUAAUGCCAGCCAGUGUCCAAAUUGUCACAUAUUACCUAGUUUUAAAAUUAUUCCUGUACGCAUUCUUUCUUACAUGCCUUUCUCCAAAAUUAUAUGAUCAUCUUAGAUAAUAUCUUUGAGUUGAAGUGCCAGUAUUUUAUGACAUUUUAUACCAUUAUCUCAUGUAUCAAAUAUAAUUUGACUUUAACUCCCAAAUGAA